UCUUCCAUUUCACACAAGUAGUUCUUGCUUCAACAGUGUUUGAACGGAACUUCUUCCCUCGUCCCGCGGACUAUUACUUCAGCCAGCCUGAAUCCGGACACGAGCACAAACGUUACUACUUGAACACCACUGAGAAACAAGUCGCUGUGAAGCUUUAUUUUUGUACCGAUUUGCUAAGAAAAAAGAACCGAAACCCCUCAAGAAACGCCAGUAAAAUGGAGUCUCAGGUGCGUCAGAACUACCACCGCGACUGCGAGGCCGCCGUCAACCGGAUGGUCAACAUGGAGCUGUUUGCCUCCUACACCUACACGUCCAUGGCCUUUUACUUCUCCCGUGAUGAUGUGGCCCUCGAAGGCUUCGCUCAUUUCUUCAAGGAGAACAGCGACGAGGAGAGGGGGCACGCCGAUAAGCUGCUGGCCUUCCAGAACCACCGGGGAGGACGCAUCUUCCUCCAGGACCUCAAGAAACCAGACCGCGAUGAGUGGGGAAGCGGGCUGGAGGCCAUGCAGUGUGCCCUGCAGCUGGAGAAGAACGUCAACCAGGCCCUGCUGGACCUGCACAAACUGGCUUCGCAACACGGAGACCCACAUAUGUGUGACUUCCUGGAGACCAACUACCUAAACGAGCAGGUGGAGGCCAUUAAGAAGCUUGGUGACUACAUCUCCAACCUCUCCCGCAUGGACGCCAGCAAGAACAAGAUGGCGGAGUACCUGUUCGACAAGCACACCCUGGCAAGCAAGAGCUAAAUGUGCCAAGUCGCAGGGUCGAGCCUGGAGUGGAAAUAUGGCCGACACGCCGGGUCCAGUGAGCCUACAUUUACAUCAGAUCUGCUAAAUGUAAAGUCAACAAGUUCUGGUGGUGUCACUGUUUUUGUUUUAAAUGUCAUUUAAGCAAGGCGAUUCAUAGGUCAUGACAUUGCCCUCAUGACCUAAUAAAUCUCUUGUGUGACAUUUAUUACGACUACUGUAACUGAAUGUUUCUGAUCUGUUCCUAAUCUGAAUAAAAAAAUGUUGAGCUGGA
Molecule: messenger RNA, 1020 nt
Organism: Cyclopterus lumpus (lumpfish)
Lineage: Eukaryota; Metazoa; Chordata; Actinopteri; Perciformes; Cyclopteridae
Gene: fthl27
Product: ferritin, heavy polypeptide-like 27
Exons: 4
Coding region: 216-746 (176 amino acids)
Biological process (GO): intracellular iron ion homeostasis; iron ion transport
Cellular component (GO): cytoplasm
Molecular function (GO): ferrous iron binding; ferric iron binding
Source: RefSeq, a predicted model, not a curated record